AUGCCUGGCAAGGGGCUGAGCUCCCGGGAUCCCCGGGACUUGGGGUGGCAUUCGGGGCCUCGAGGUCACCUCCUCUUCUUUUUGCUCCCAUUGAAGGCUCUGGAGAUCUGCCAGCAGAGGAACUUCGUGGAGGAGACAGUUUACCUCCUGAGCAGGAUGGGCAACAGCCGCAGCGCCCUGAAGAUGAUCAUGGAGGAGCUGCACGACGUGGACAAGGCCAUCGAGUUCGCCAAAGAGCAGGACGACGGCGAGCUGUGGGAGGAUCUGAUCCUGUACUCCAUCGACAAGCCGCCCUUCAUCACGGGGCUGCUGAACAACAUCGGCACCCACGUGGACCCCAUCCUGCUCAUCCACCGCAUCAAGGAAGGGAUGGAGAUCCCGAACCUGCGCGACUCGCUGGUGAAGAUCCUGCAGGACUACAACCUCCAGAUUCUGCUGCGGGAAGGCUGCAAGAAGAUCCUGGUGGCGGACUCCUUGUCCCUCCUGAAGAAGAUGCACCACACGCAGAUGAAGGGGGUCCUCGUCGACGAAGAAAACGUCUGUGAGUCGUGCCUGUCCCCCGUGCUCCCUCCAGGUAAGGUGUUCGAGGAGAACAGAGCGGGGCUCCCUUUAGGGCAUCGAUGAGGGGGGCAGAGCCGCUCCCCAUUGCCCCCCUCCAGUUUCCCUCUGCCCUGGGGCUGGAGUCCGGCAGUCCUGGGUUCAGAUUCUGCUUCCCACACUAGCCCUGUUUCUCCUCCGUCUCCUCUGUGAAGGGAGGACGGCGAGGCCCCAGGCGUCUCCCUCCCAGAGGUAACGCUUAGACAAGCUCU
This is a messenger RNA of Gracilinanus agilis (Agile Gracile Mouse Opossum), 809 nucleotides long. Its product is annotated as vacuolar protein sorting-associated protein 41 homolog. The transcript has 5 exons. Gene Ontology annotation, molecular function: protein binding. Gene Ontology annotation, biological process: vesicle-mediated transport; endosomal vesicle fusion; macroautophagy. Lineage: Eukaryota; Metazoa; Chordata; Mammalia; Didelphimorphia; Didelphidae. Gene Ontology annotation, cellular component: HOPS complex; late endosome. The record is from RefSeq and is a predicted model, not a curated record. The coding region runs from base 1 to 624 and encodes 207 amino acids.